Messenger RNA from Symsagittifera roscoffensis, 811 nucleotides. Its product is annotated as esterase OVCA2-like. Gene Ontology annotation, cellular component: cytoplasm; nucleus. The coding region runs from base 77 to 712 and encodes 211 amino acids. Lineage: Eukaryota; Metazoa; Xenacoelomorpha; Acoela; Convolutidae. Gene Ontology annotation, molecular function: hydrolase activity. The transcript is spliced from 2 exons. The record is from RefSeq and is a predicted model, not a curated record.
UAUAAUUUUGAUGAAGCGAAAUAUUCGACGUGGAUCAGUUAUGUAAACGUUCAUGUAGAGUUCCAAAUUUGCAAAAAUGCCAAUGAAAGUGUUAUUUCUACAUGGUUUUGGUCAGAACUCACAAGUUUUCCGACAAUCUACAGGUGGGUUUCGGAAGUUGAUCAAGAAGUUCAAGCUUGAAGUAGUGUUUGUCGACGCUCCUCACGAGAUAAAUCAACCAGGAUUCGAAUCGGGGAACCUUGGAUGGUACUUCGCCGACAAGACUGACCGUCAUUUGGAACCAGGUGGCGUGGAAGAAAGUUUGGAUCACCUGGAAAAAUUGAUCAAAGAAAACAAUCCCGAUGGUAUUGUCGGCUUCUCACAAGGCGCUUCAAUUUUCUGCAUGCUCUGUGCCUCCAGAGGAGAAGCUCCAAAAUGCAUCAAGUUUGCAAUGUUGUUUGGAUGUCCAAUGCUGAAUCGCGUGAAAGAGAAACAAGAAACUUUGAGGGAAAUCCAGCUGCCAAUUUUGUUUGUUUCUGGUGUAGAAGAUAAGGUUAUAGAUUGGCAGGAAGGAGAACAAUUGAGUCUGAUAUUCAAAAAUGCUACCUUUUUCCAACACGACGGAGGACAUCAUGUUCCAGGUGGCGGAUCUUUCAGAACUCUGUACAAUGAUUUCUUAUCUUCAGUCAUUGUUUCAGACAAUCCUAAAUCAAACGUUGAAAUAAAUGAGUGAAGCAAUUGGAACUCUUCUUAUAUAAUAAUCGAAUGACAAAAAAAUUAAUGCCAUAUUUUAGCUGCCAUAAGGCGCAAUGCAAUGAUUAAAGCGAUCAUU